Molecule: messenger RNA, 1169 nt
Organism: Phragmites australis (common reed)
Lineage: Eukaryota; Viridiplantae; Streptophyta; Magnoliopsida; Poales; Poaceae
Product: eukaryotic translation initiation factor 2 subunit beta-like
Exons: 10
Coding region: 235-1014 (259 amino acids)
Biological process (GO): translational initiation; formation of cytoplasmic translation initiation complex; formation of translation preinitiation complex
Cellular component (GO): eukaryotic translation initiation factor 2 complex
Molecular function (GO): translation initiation factor binding; translation initiation factor activity; mRNA binding
Source: RefSeq, a predicted model, not a curated record
ACCCCGCCGCCGCGCCCUGUCGUCUGCUGCUCUCGCGCGUGCCGUCUAGGUUUCCAGCCGCCUGUGCCAGGAGGAAAGGAAGGCUAGCCGCGCCCAUGGCGGAUGACGAGCAGGCGGAGAGGAAGGGGGAGGUCGCCGAGGAGCGGAUUAAGCUGCUGAAUCGGAAGGAUAUGGUUGUUUUGAAGUUGGGUGAGUAGCGAGAUGUGAUGGACUGCGCUGUUCGUUCUACUGAGCAUGAUUAAAAAUCUUACUCCUUUUGAUCCGACCAAGAAAAAGAAGAAGAAGAAGAUUGUGAUCCAAGAUCCGUCUGAUGAAGUGGAUAAGUUGGCAGAGAUCACAGAGAGCUUGGCAGUCACCGAGUCUGGUGAGCCAAGCUUUGCUGGCAUGAAAAAGAAGAAGAAGAAACAUGUCGAACUUGAUUCUUCUCUUACUGAAACUGGAGAUGGUGACGACACUGUAGAUGAUCAAGUUGAAGAGAAUGAAGAACUAGAAGGGAUUGUGCUUGGUGGUGCCACCAGAUACCCUUGGGAGGGUACUGACAGAGAUUACAAGUAUGAAGAGCUGCUUGGAAGAGUGUUUAAUAUUCUGCGUGAGAACAAUCCAGAUCUUGCCGGUGAUAGACGAAGAACUGUUAUGAGGCCCCCUCAAGUUCUUAGGGAAGGAACAAAGAAGACAGUUUUCGUGAACUUCAUGGAUUUGUGCAAAAUAAUGCAUAGGCAACCCGAACACGUGAUGAUGUUUUUACUUGCUGAGAUGGGAACAAGUGGAUCCCUUGAUGGGCAACAAAGGUUGGUUAUCAAAGGAAGAUUUGCUCCGAAAAACUUUGAGGCAAUACUAAGGAGAUAUAUCAACGAAUAUGUCAUAUGCAAUGGAUGCAAGAGUCCGGACACCAUUCUUUCUAAGGAGAACCGUUUAUUCUUCCUUCGUUGUGAACAGUGUGGUUCGUCGAGGUCAGUUGCUCCCAUCAAGGCUGGAUUUGUCGCCCAGGUUGGCCGUCGGAAGGCCGGAGCCUAAUUUACCUUGUACUGCUCGGAUACUCUUUCCCCGAUCAACACAACGCAAACUAGUUUGCCGGUCGACGACAAUUACUGUCCAUUUCACUGUACCCACCGUUUAGUGGAUUUUCUGCUGUUCAAUAUAUUUCUAUUGCUGUUGUGAAUUUUAAUUUA